This is a messenger RNA of Helobdella robusta, 990 nucleotides long. RefSeq lists its product as hypothetical. NCBI's taxonomy places the organism in Eukaryota, Metazoa, Annelida, Clitellata, Rhynchobdellida, Glossiphoniidae. Gene Ontology annotation, cellular component: nucleus; cytoplasm. The transcript has 8 exons. The coding region runs from base 1 to 990 and encodes 329 amino acids. Gene Ontology annotation, molecular function: protein serine/threonine phosphatase activity. The record is from RefSeq and is a predicted model, not a curated record.
AUGGCCGACCCGGAAUUAAAUGUGGAUAGCCUGAUUAUGCGACUCUUAGAAGUCCGGGGUGCCACCGGAAAACUGAAGACAGUUCAAAUGAAUGAGGCAGAAAUUAGAUCACUGUGUCUGAAGUCCCGGGAAAUAUUUCUUAGCCAACCCAUACUUUUAGAAUUAGAAGCACCAUUAAAAAUUUGUGGAGACAUUCAUGGGCAAUACACAGACUUGUUAAGGUUGUUUGAGUAUGGUGGUUUUCCUCCAGAGUCCAACUAUCUCUUCCUUGGGGAUUAUGUCGAUAGAGGCAAACAAUCAUUAGAAACUAUUUGCUUAUUACUGGCCUACAAGAUAAAACACCCUGAGAAUUUUUUCUUACUAAGAGGGAAUCAUGAAUGUGCCAGCAUCAAUCGCAUUUACGGGUUUUAUGAUGAAUGCAAACGUAGAUUCAACAUAAGGCUGUGGAAGACAUUCACAGAUUGUUUCAAUUGCCUUCCAGUUGCUGCCAUCAUUGACGAGAAAAUAUUUUGUUGUCAUGGAGGUCUCUCACCAGACUUACAAUCCAUGGAACAAAUUCGUAGAAUCAUGAGGCCCACAGAUGUCCCUGAUACUGGUCUAUUAUGUGAUCUUCUCUGGUCUGACCCCGACAAAGACAUCCAAGGUUGGGGGGAGAAUGAUCGGGGGGUGUCCUUUACGUUUGGCGCAGAUGUUGUUACUAAGUUCCUUAACAGACACGAUCUUGAUCUUAUCUGUAGGGCGCACCAGGUUGUAGAGGAUGGUUAUGAAUUUUUUGCCAAACGACAACUUGUAACGUUAUUUUCCGCCCCGAACUACUGUGGUGAGUUCGACAACGCUGGUGGAAUGAUGUCUGUCGAUGAAUCUCUCAUGUGUGCUUUCCAGAUUUUGAAGCCGUCAGAAAAAAAGACGAAGUAUCAAUAUUCUGGCUUGAACUCUGGCCGACCGACCACCCCAAUGAAAGACAAAGACCUACCAGGAAAGAAGAGAUAA